AAAACGUUAUGUCACCACCACGUCGCUCUACUACACGGAAUAACAAAAGGUUCAUGCCUGCUGACUUCUUAAGACGUUUUGGUGGAUCUCAGAAUGCAGUAUCAAAUGCUAGUGCUGUCCAAUAUAUUGGACCUCACAAUGCAUGGGCUACUCUCGUGCCUUCGGACAAUCGUGGCUUACCGUCUAUUUAUCUGACUGAAAAGGUGAAUUAUUUGGGAAACCAACAGCAUUAUGAACCUGUAUUUAAGCGGUUACCAGCUGAUCCCAGAAUAGAUAUGAUUCAUUGUUCAAUCUUCAAAGAAUAUUCCGAGGGCACAGGAAUGAUCGUUAAAUUGCAAAAUCUCAGUCGAACCGGAGCAGUUAAGGUUUUGGAGCGUGAACUAAUGCACAACCAAUUUGUUGAGUUAAAUGAGGGUGAUUGUAUCAAAUUUCCUUCUUCAAGAGGUGAUUGGUAUAGCUAUUCCAUAGAGAUCGACUUAAAGCCGGAAGGAAGGUUUCAUAAUGAUUAUAAGAUUAAAGGUGUUCUUGGAACUGGUCACUUUGGGGAAGUAAAGUUGGCUACUCUUGCGAACUCCGUAGGUAAUGAGUCAAAGUUUCAAGAAUUUGCUGUGAAAAUCAUUGAUAAAAAUACUGUGGCAAAAAAACCAAACGCGAAGCUUCAUGACGAAAUCAUUAUAAUGCACAAGAUAGAACAUCCACAUUUAGUUCGCAUCCGUAACCUAUAUAAUGAAGGUGAAAAACUAUACCUUGUUAUGGAUUACAUUAAAGACGGUGAAUUUUUCGAUUUUAUAUCAAAAAAAAAGAAAUUAACUGAGUAUGAGACUCGUUAUCUGCAUGAUCAUCGCAUCGUACAUCGAGAUCUUAAACCUGAAAAUAUCCUUAUGUCAAACAAAGCAGAACUUCAAGUCAAAAUAACGGAUUUCGGCUUGUCGAAGCUUCUUGGCCCUGAAUAUUCUUUGAUGAAAACUAUGUGUGGAACACCUCUUUACAUUGCCCCAGAGGUCCUAGAUCGGUCACCUAGGCGUAGUUACGGAAAAGCAGUGGACAUGUGGAGUCUUGGCGUGAUUCUAUACGUCUGUCUUUGUGGGUAUCCACCAUUCGCCAAAGACUUUGGUCCACCAUGUUUUGAAGAUCAAAUAAGGUUGGGAAUAUAUCGAUUCUACCCCCCCGCGUGGUGUCACAUUAGUCAUGAAGCCAAAGACUUAAUAAGAGGCUUAUUGACUGUCAAUGUAAGUGAAAGAUUAACAGCUUCGCAGGCUUUAGAACAUCCUUUCAUGCAGGCUCUACCAUUACAUCAGUCCAUUCCUGUUGUUCCAGAUGUGGUCAAUGCACCUGUUUUACCACGAGUGAAUAGCAACGUCCAACCAAGCGAUGAAGUUAAAACGAUUUUCGCUCAGAAACUUUCUGCUCUAUCUAAACGCGCCGAAUCUGGCGAUGACGUAGAUGAUACAAACGAUGUCAAUGAUGCAUCAUUUGUUACUGCCGAUACGAUCGUAUCAUCCAGUUAUUUCUCCCGAUCCAGUCCUCCAGUUCAGGAUGAAUCAAUUUAUUAUUCGGCCAUUGAAUUCAAUUCUUCAAGUUUCGGUAGCCAUAGUAGUGGUGGUAGUUUUACCUUCUGA
Racocetra persica is the source of this 1619-nucleotide messenger RNA. Lineage: Eukaryota; Fungi; Glomeromycota; Glomeromycetes; Diversisporales; Gigasporaceae. The record is from the annotation of a GenBank genome assembly.